Molecule: messenger RNA, 516 nt
Organism: Lachancea thermotolerans CBS 6340
Lineage: Eukaryota; Fungi; Ascomycota; Saccharomycetes; Saccharomycetales; Saccharomycetaceae
Gene: FHN1
Product: Fhn1p
Exons: 1
Coding region: 1-516 (171 amino acids)
Biological process (GO): protein localization to plasma membrane; eisosome assembly
Cellular component (GO): plasma membrane; eisosome
Source: RefSeq, a predicted model, not a curated record
AUGCUCUCCAUCCUCGACAACUCGCUGCGCGCCCUCAACUUCGCGUUCCUGGUCAUCAUCCUCGGUCUGACCGGCUCGCUGGCUGCCACACACAAGACGCACAACAACCCACAGGUCAACUUCGCAAUCUUCACGGCCGCGUUCGGCCUGCUGUUCGACUCGCUGUACGCGAUCCCAGCUAACUUCGUGUCUGCGCUGGCCUGGCCUCUGUUGAUCGCGGUGUUUGACUUCCUGAACUUCGUCUUCACCUUCGCCGCCGCCACCGCGUUGGCCGUCGCCAUCCGUACCCACUCGUGCACCAACCAGGACUACCUCGACAGCAACACCGUGACCCAGGGCUCCACGGACCGUUGCCGCAAGGCCCAGGCUUCCGUUGCCUUCCUGUACUUCUCCUUCUUCAUUUUCCUGGCCAAGCUCGGCUUGUCGCUGGUCAACCUGAUCUCCGUCGGUGCUUUUGGCGCCGGUUCCUCUAGAAGAACCGGCAACGUUGGCGUGCCCACCAUUUCCCAGGUCUAA